AUGAGAAGCUUGAUCAGCGAUGCUGUUGCCAUUUUCAGGUUACAACCUGCCGGAGGAAUAUUGGCCAGCGUAGGCCGAAAUCAAUACCACUCCUACAAUAUCCCCAUUAUCAAGACCAUAGACGACGAAACCCAUGUCAAGAUCAAACUUGGUAUUGGUAAGUCAGUCGAAUUACGCAUUCGCUAUCCUCCCAGGCCAGAAAGUAAUAGCCCCAUCAUCAUCUUCCUGAGGCGCGGCAUUCCUACGCCGACGCAGUGUGAAUCUCAUCUCAAAGAUCUCGCCGUUGGCGCAAAUGCCACUGCUGUUGAGAUAAAUUAUAGGCUCUCGACACAGAAUGGCUAUCCACUUCCUAUACAUAUGGUACUCGCAGGUUAUGAUUGGACUCGAGCGAACCUUGCCCGCGGUAUUCAUACAGGUUAUAAAGGACUGAGGAUGACCACCAAACCCUCGAAGAUCGGUGUAUGCGGCGAGCUGGCUGGGGGAAGCCUAGCUACGAUGCUGGCUCUGACAGAGUGCUUCUAUACGCCUGCAGAGCUAGAGCCCCAAGGCAUCAGCGCUCUGGCAGUCGGAAACCCAAUCCUUGAUUGGACUGCGUUGACCCCAAGCUUUGCGAGACGAAACGCUCCCCAAGCAGGAAUCUUCCGCAAAGUUCGUGGUUUUCCCGGAGGCGCUAACAAUGGGUCUCUUUCUGUCAAUGGCCUCUGCGAUAUCCGAGACGCUUUCUUCUCGAAAGCAGAAAGAUAUUUCGACCCAUUUGCAAGUCCGCUGCUGUUUUUCCGCACACCGAGUUCUGAGAUCCCGAACCAGGCUGCUACAUCUACUGAAGAAAGCCUUCUCAACGGUGGUCCGGAGGGUGAGAAUUUUCUCUUACCGAUUGCCAAGAAGCGUCUUUCGGCUCGCAAAUAUCCACCAGCGGGCUCGAACCUGCUGUUACCUUGGACAAGAGUGGGGUUAGGGAAGGAUUGCGAGUUCAAGGAUCAAGGGGUAGACCUCGUUGAACUGAUGCGAAAAAGCUUCAGACGCUCGGAAGUCGAAAGGACAGCCGAUGCGAAGCCCAUUGUUAGAAGGAAUUUUGAGGUUGAGGAAAGGGAGGGCAUUGGGUUGUGGGACGAGAAGCAUAUGCUUGAGAUUGGGCAGUGGUUCGGUGAAAAACUAAGAAAGCCGUGA
Messenger RNA from Letharia columbiana, 1167 nucleotides. RefSeq lists its product as uncharacterized. The coding region runs from base 1 to 1167 and encodes 388 amino acids. The record is from RefSeq and is a predicted model, not a curated record. The transcript has 3 exons. Gene Ontology annotation, molecular function: hydrolase activity. Lineage: Eukaryota; Fungi; Ascomycota; Lecanoromycetes; Lecanorales; Parmeliaceae.